Molecule: messenger RNA, 3146 nt
Organism: Glycine soja
Lineage: Eukaryota; Viridiplantae; Streptophyta; Magnoliopsida; Fabales; Fabaceae
Product: putative pentatricopeptide repeat-containing protein At3g23330
Exons: 1
Coding region: 675-2945 (756 amino acids)
Biological process (GO): RNA modification
Molecular function (GO): protein binding; zinc ion binding; RNA binding
Source: RefSeq, a predicted model, not a curated record
AAUGAUGGAUAACCCACUAGUGGUUCGGAAUGGCCGGCUGUUCGUGACUUGUUUUGUGCUCUCAAUGUCCUUUCCUGGAAGUUUAUUGUUUGUUGCUAUUACUACUUUUUGAGCCUGGGUUUUGCUAUGCAAGUGCUAACCGCAAAUAAUGAAAACACAGCUUGGUAAUAUGUAAAAAUACAUUAGACUUUUGGCUUAUGCAUUUUCAUAUGCGAAGAGAAUGUAUAUAUAACUAGGAUUCGUAACUUGUUUUUUGCAUAAAGAUUUUAUUAAUGCAUUAUAAUAAGCAAACAAAUCAGGUAUAUCAUUAACGCUAUAAUCUUUCCUUGCUUUCAUAAUCCUUACCUGAACCACGAUAUAGUAGCCUCAAUUGGAGGGUGCCCCAAGUCAACCAUUUCCUCCACGAACUAUAUUCCAGCCUUGACUUGCUGCGCCCUAUAAAAGCCAAAUAUUAAAGUAUAAAACUCUUGACAGUAGACACUGCGUGUGUAUUUGGUAAUCCGUUAAAAAAAAAAAAGAAUCGCGAUUAGAAUGUGAAAAGUUGAAUAAUUCAACCGUACCAAAAUUGUCAUCAAGGAGCAAACUCUAUUAGGACCCACUUUAAACCGAAGCUAAAAGUUGUUGUUUCAAUGAAUGAGCUUUAGUAAGGGCCUUACGUUGGGGGCCAACACUAUAUGGGUCUUGGGUCAUCAUGUUCUCGGAUAUACGCCAACCAUGUCUUCCUAGUUUCCGCGACCAAUUAUCGCAGUUCUACUACCACCCCAUUUCACCUUCGUUGGCUCCAAUCAUGCUCCUUAUAUCACUUCACCUUAUCCAAUGGCCCACCACCACUGGGUACCCUUCAUGCCCUCUACGUCAAGAAUGGCUCUCUUCAAACUUUGAACCCGGCUAACCAUCUUUUGACUCUGUAUGCCAAAUCCAACAACAUGGCCCAUGCCCAGAAGCUGUUUGAUGAAAUUCCCCAGAGAAACACUCAUACAUGGACCAUCCUUAUAUCGGGUUUUGCCCGAGCGGGCUCUUCAGAAAUGGUCUUUAACCUUUUCAGAGAAAUGCAGGCAAAGGGUGCUUGUCCAAAUCAAUAUACCUUGUCCAGUGUCUUCAAGUGUUGUUCACUUGACAACAAUCUUCAAUUGGGCAAGGGAGUCCACGCGUGGAUGCUCAGAAAUGGGAUUGAUGUAGAUGUUGUGCUGGGGAACUCUAUUCUUGAUCUUUACUUGAAAUGCAAGGUUUUUGAGUACGCAGAAAGGUUGUUUGAGUUGAUGAAUGAGGGGGAUGUUGUGUCGUGGAAUAUCAUGAUCGAUGCGUAUCUGCGUGCAGGAGAUGUGGAGAAGUCUCUUGACAUGUUCAGGAGAUUGCCUUACAAAGAUGUCGUAAGUUGGAAUACGAUCGUAGAUGGAUUGCUGCAAUGUGGUUAUGAAAGACAUGCAUUAGAACAACUCUAUUGUAUGGUGGAAUGUGGGACUGAGUUCUCUGCAGUCACUUUCUCCAUAGCUCUUAUCUUGGCUUCCUCUUUAUCACAUGUGGAGCUUGGGAGACAACUUCAUGGGAUGGUCUUAAAAUUUGGCUUUGAUAGUGAUGGCUUUAUAAGGAGUUCACUUGUAGAAAUGUAUUGUAAGUGUGGGAGAAUGGAUAAGGCGUCUAUAAUUCUCAGAGAUGUUCCUCUGGAUGUCCUGAGAAAAGGGAAUGCUCGAGUUUCUUAUAAGGAACCAAAGGCAGGAAUUGUUUCAUGGGGUUCAAUGGUUUCUGGCUAUGUUUGGAAUGGGAAGUAUGAAGAUGGUUUGAAAACUUUCAGGUUAAUGGUUCGUGAACUGGUUGUAGUGGAUAUUCGAACUGUUACAACCAUUAUUUCUGCUUGUGCUAAUGCUGGAAUUUUGGAAUUUGGAAGGCAUGUUCAUGCUUACGUUCAGAAAAUUGGGCAUAGAAUAGAUGCUUAUGUUGGUUCUUCCUUAAUUGAUAUGUAUUCUAAAUCUGGUAGCCUGGAUGAUGCAUGGAUGGUUUUCAGACAAAGCAAUGAACCCAACAUUGUCAUGUGGACUUCAAUGAUAUCUGGCUAUGCGCUACAUGGUCAAGGAAUGCAUGCGAUUGGUCUUUUUGAAGAAAUGUUGAAUCAGGGUAUUAUACCAAAUGAGGUUACUUUUCUAGGGGUUUUAAAUGCAUGCAGCCAUGCAGGGCUGAUUGAAGAAGGCUGUAGAUAUUUUAGGAUGAUGAAAGAUGCUUAUUGCAUCAACCCCGGAGUUGAACACUGUACUUCUAUGGUUGAUCUUUAUGGUCGAGCGGGUCACUUAACUAAGACAAAAAACUUCAUUUUCAAAAAUGGUAUCUCUCACUUGACUUCUGUGUGGAAAUCAUUUUUAUCAUCUUGUCGACUUCAUAAAAAUGUUGAAAUGGGAAAGUGGGUUUCUGAAAUGCUACUUCAAGUUGCACCAUCUGAUCCAGGAGCAUACGUUUUGCUAUCAAAUAUGUGUGCUUCUAACCAUAGAUGGGAUGAGGCUGCCAGGGUAAGGAGUUUAAUGCAUCAAAGAGGGGUGAAGAAGCAGCCUGGGCAAUCUUGGAUUCAACUAAAGGAUCAAAUCCAUACUUUCGUCAUGGGAGAUAGGUCUCAUCCUCAAGACGAUGAGAUAUAUUCAUAUCUGGACAUUUUAAUUGGAAGGUUAAAGGAAAUUGGAUAUUCCUUUGAUGUGAAACUUGUCAUGCAGGAUGUAGAAGAAGAACAAGGGGAAGUACUUAUUAGUCAUCACAGUGAAAAACUUGCAGUUGUCUUUGGCAUCAUUAACACUGCCAAUAGGACCCCAAUUCGAAUUAUAAAGAACCUCCGCAUUUGUACAGAUUGCCAUAACUUCAUUAAGUAUGCUUCUCAGCUUCUAGAUCGUGAAAUAAUUGUAAGAGAUAUUCAUAGGUUCCAUCAUUUUAAGCAUGGUAGUUGCUCUUGUGGAGAUUAUUGGUGACAAAGGUAAAAUAUACAAUUACUGAGUCUACAAUAUAGUCUUGAAGUCCUGAAAUCACUCAUCAGAACAUAGUUUCUACAUGUGAAACUUGGUGCAGUGGAGUAAAAAGAUAGCAGGGAAUCUUCUAACUUGUUGGUUCCGGGAUACAUUAAAUGUAUGGUUCAUAUUUUCUACAUUUUUUAUUUUUAUCAUAAGAUCCAA